Prorocentrum cordatum is the source of this 1345-nucleotide messenger RNA. Lineage: Eukaryota; Dinophyceae; Prorocentrales; Prorocentraceae. The record is from the annotation of a GenBank genome assembly.
CUUGGCCUUCGGAAGCGCACCAUGCCGCACAUGGUGUUCAGCCAUCAGAAAGAAGCAUCAGCCUCAGCGAUACAUUCAGCCACAUAUCCCUUAGCAAGCGUGGACCGCGAGGUGCAACUAGCACGCGCCAACUGCAGCGGUUCACUCUUCCUGCGCUCGCGCCACUUCUCUGUAGGCACUGGCCUGCUAAAGAGAGUCCGCCUCCAGCGGGCGCAGGCUGGAGCUGGGCGGCCGCCGCUCGGCAAAAGGUGGCGAAAAAAGAUUGGGACUGCUGCGCGAAAGCAUGGCGGGCACGCUUGCCCGCGCGGGACUCAGUUGCCUUCUGCACCGGGUUGCUGUGCCGCUCGGAGCCCUGGGCGUCGAGCACCGACUCAGCAACGCGCUUUCUAAGACCGCGCAACUCAGCAAGGUCACCCGCAUCACCCACGUCGGUGACCUCAUUGCUGUUGUCCUCCAUCUGAACACCACGCCCAUUGGCUUGGGCCUUGGCCCACGCCAGCAUGGCCUUCCGCUGCGCGGCACCAGUGGAAGACUUACCUUCGGAACGCGCGGGGUCGGGCUCCUCGAGGGCGCGCAGGUUGGCCUCGGCCCCGGCGAGAUCCACCGUACCCGCAGGCGCGAGACCAGGAACUGGAGGGCGAGGCACGUGAGUGGGAGCUGGAGCGGCGCCAGCAGGAGCAGCACCGUGCACUUGAUCGCGCGCAUGGCCAGGAUGAGGACCAGGCUGGGCAGGUCCAGGCUGAGCAGGCGCCGCACCUGCUUGAGCCCUCUCUGCCGCCGCCCGCGCUGCAGCCGCCGCAGCUGCAGCCGCCUCUGCAUCAGCGCGCUCUUGUUCACGCAGCUCAGCACGGAACUGGUCCUCGUCGAAGUUGUCCUUGGCCGCCGUUGCCGCGCGCAAAGCAGCCUCCGCCUCCGCAUGCCGCCGCUGAGACUCGAUAUGGUUCUCCCCCGCCUUCGCGAGCGCCUCGCGGUGUCGGGCGAGAGCUCCAUGCUUCUGUUGUAAAGCUGCGGGUGGCCCAUUCCUUACGGCUCGACUGCCCCGCCUCGCGAGUCAGCUCAGUGCGCCUCGCCAGGGCGCGCUUCUCGAUGGAGUUCUCCGACGCCGGCUCACGAGCGACAGGAACGGGCGGCGGCGGGGCUGGGUGGAUCUGGCCAGGGGCGCCCGCCACGUGAGCUCGGCAGCGAAGGGAUCCGCAUCGCCAUGACCAGGGGCGCCAGGAGCUGCACCGCCAGGCGGAGCACCGCCAGGAGGAAGCGUCUUGACUCUACUCGCCCCCGCACUUGCUGCACACGCAGCUGCCGAAGCGGUCGAACCCCCAGCGGCCGCAAGACCCGCAGGGCGAGU